AUGUCGAUCAUACCUGACCUGCCCACCGUGGACGACGACGCCUCCAUGCUCUCCGCCAAGUUCGGCCGCGAGAUCGCAAACUACUUUGCCGGCUCACCCCUCAACCGCGUCGGCUUCCUCCGCGCCGACCACGCCUUCCUGCGCUCCGCCUUCUCGCACCCGUCCACGCGCUUCCUGCUCCUCAAUGAGCUCGCUCCCCUGGUGGACGAGAGUCAGAACAAGUUGGGCUAUGUCAGCUACUCGGACGUGAAGGGGUUCACGGGGCCGGACCCAUUCGAGAAGAGCGAGGAGGAGCUGAUCAAGAGCUUCCGCUCCGACGAGGAAAAGCCGCUCAUCCUGCUGCUGGGCAUUGACGAGGGCAACAAACUGCAUGCACCAAGCACAAGCGACACCUUUGGCUACAAGGAGUUCAAGGGCAGGCCAUAUUUUGCAGUCGACGUCUCGCCGCGUGGGCAGCUUGCCGAGGAGGCGAGCAAGGUGGUCGAGGCCGUGAAGGCGAAGGGGUACUCCUUCUUGAAAAACCAGAGGGCAAUGAACCUGGCAUAUGGCGAAGCGGCUGUAUAUGCACAGGCGAGAUCGAUGUUUGACUGGAACACCCGAAACCCCUACUGUGCGCAGUGCGGAUCCAAGACGCUCUCAGUCAACGCCGGAGGCAAGCGGACCUGUCCACCCACAGAUCUGGCAGGCGGGACGCUGAAAGAACGAGGUCCAUGCGCAUCCCGACAGGGCGUCUCCAACAUCUGCUUCCCGAGGACAGACCCAACCAUCAUCGUGGCCGUUGUCUCAGCUGACGGGUCCAAGAUCCUGCUGGGCAGGAACAAGAGGUUCCCUCCACACUGGUACAGCACGCUGGCAGGCUUUCUCGAGCCGGGCGAGUCGAUCGAGGAGGCCGUCCGGCGUGAGGUGUGGGAGGAGAGCGGCGUGAAGCUGAGCCGUGUGGUCAUCCACAGCUCACAGCCCUGGCCCUUCCCUGCCAGCCUGAUGAUAGGCGCCAUCGGCCAGGCCCAUCCUGGCGACGGCGAGAAGAUUGAUCUAGGAAAUGACCCAGAACUGCAGGAUGCCAAGUGGUUCACCAUCGAGGAGGUCAAAGAGGCGCUGGAAAAGGGCGUGUCUGGUCUCGGCGACCCAGCCCCUGAAGGGUGGAAGGAAGGAUAUCUGAGGCUGCCACCGCAGACGGCUAUUGCCAACCGCCUCAUGACCGCUGUUUGUGAGGGUUUCGUCGGGGCAUCAUCCAGGAUUUGA
Messenger RNA from Cryphonectria parasitica EP155, 1242 nucleotides. RefSeq lists its product as uncharacterized. The record is from RefSeq and is a predicted model, not a curated record. NCBI's taxonomy places the organism in Eukaryota, Fungi, Ascomycota, Sordariomycetes, Diaporthales, Cryphonectriaceae. Gene Ontology annotation, molecular function: NADH pyrophosphatase activity. Gene Ontology annotation, cellular component: cytosol. Gene Ontology annotation, biological process: NAD+ catabolic process; NADP+ catabolic process. The transcript is spliced from 2 exons. Bases 1 to 1242 code for a protein of 413 amino acids.